Molecule: messenger RNA, 1536 nt
Organism: Ceratotherium simum simum (southern white rhinoceros)
Lineage: Eukaryota; Metazoa; Chordata; Mammalia; Perissodactyla; Rhinocerotidae
Source: RefSeq, a predicted model, not a curated record
UGGUCCCGGUCGGUUACUUCAUGAUACAAUGAGAUUCUUCGCAUCAGGACCUUGACGACAGUCGACACAGAUAAGCCAGGUAUAGUUCUCUAUGUUUAGGAAGUCAAGUCCCGCAGUUGACACUGAUGUGGAAAAUCAAAAGGCUCACUCUGGGUAUUGUGUGGAGGUCUUUUCUGCCAUACAGUGGAUACAAUUUGUUAUGGCUACACUGAGUGUUAUAGGUUCAAGUUCACUUAUUACCUAUGUUGUAUUCCAGAAUAUACAGAAAUCUCCAGAGAUAAGGCCACUCUUUUAUCUGAGCUUCUCUGACCUCCUCCUGGGGAUUUGCUGGCUCAUUGAAGCACUUCUCUAUGGAACUUCAGCAGCCAAUAAGGACAUUGUCUGUUAUAACCUGCAAGCAGUUGGACAGAUAUUCUACAUUUCCUCAUUUCUCUACACUGUCAGUUACAUCUGGUAUUUGUACAAAGAGCUGAGGAUGAAACACAACCAGCAUGGACAGAGCACAUUUCCACUGGUUAUAGAUUAUACUUGUCAAGUUGGUCAAAUAGCCAUCAUUUUGUCAAGCCUGAUACCUCUACUAUUGAUGAUACCUGUAUUCUGUCUGGGCAAUGCCAGUGGAUGUUUCCACAACUUCAGCCAGAACCACAGGUGUAUCCUGAUGUACUCACCACCAUCAGCCAUGGCUGAACUCCUGCCUUCUGCCAACACAUCAGUCUGUAGCACACUUUAUUUUUAUGGGCUCACCAUUUUCCUGGCCAGCUUUCUACUCAGCCUCCUCACCAUUGUGAUCCUACUCAUCCAAGCCCAAACACUGUAUAAGAAGUUUGUGAAAUUGACUGGCUUUCUGGGGAGUGAACAGUGGGCAGUGAUUCACGUUAUGGAGCAGCGAGUGCGCUUCUACCCAGUGGCCUUCUUUUGCUGCUGGGGCCCAGCUGUCAUUCUGAUGAUCAUAAAGCUGACUAAAGCACAGGACACCAAGCUUCACAUGGCCCUCUAUGUUCUCCAGGCUCUAACAGCAUCAUCCCAGGGUCUGCUCAACAGUGGAGUAUAUGGCUGGACACAGUACAACUUCUACCAACUAAAGCAAGAGGCUCGGCGUGAUGCAGACACCCAGACACCAUUGUUGUGCUCACAGAAGAGAUUCUAUAGCAGGGGCCUAGAUCCAUUGGAGUCUACACUUGCUUUUGCUACCAGCACCUCCACCAUUCUUUGAAACUAUAAUACUGGAACAUCCGGGAACUAGAGUUAUUCUACAUUAAUGGAUGGGGAAUAGUGUUGGGGAAGAGCAUCUUAAGUCUUUUCUAACCAUGCUUUAGCUAUGGAAGUGAAAGGGAAUAUACUGCCAUGGUUAGUAGCUAUUCUAGGUGGAUUGGGUAGGACCUCUCCCUUAUUCUCAGAUUCACUAGUGAUUCCUAAAGUCGUUGUUCAGGGAGGUGAAGCCACUUUCCAUCUAAGAGAUACACUCAUAUUACUUUGAUGAAUAUUAUAUUUGUCCAAGUCUCUUCUAGAAAAAAAUAAAUUUCAGAUUAUUAUUUA